GUUCAAGUUUCAUGGUUUACACCCGACCCAAGCAAAGUCCGUUGUCCCUUCCGAUCUCCGAUCUACCCAACAAAAUCUUGUAAUUGUUACAAUCCAUUACCGCCACCGCCGAUCACAAUCGGUUUUUGUCUUCAUCGAUUUUAGCUGAAGAUUUUGCAAUUCGAGCCAUCUGCAAAAACCUAUACGUCGAUUAUUAAUUUCAGGGUUAUUGAUUUAAUUAGGAUAAAUGGGUGAAGAAGAUGACAAUACAGACAAAAAGACAAAGAGGAGCUUUUUCUCUCGAGUCUGGAAUGUGUUGUUUAGGUUACAUGCUGAUGAUUUUGAGAAAAGAUUGCAAUAUAUAUCUAAAGAAGAGGCCACUCUUCUUGCUAGAAUGAAGAGGAGAUCUUCGAGUUGGAAGGCAACAACUAGAAAUUUAAUCAUCGUUUCUGUUUUUCUAGAGGUCAUAGUAGUGGUUUAUGCUAUAAUUACAAGAUCUGAGGAUUUGGAAUGGCAAAUGAGGGCAAUACAAGUGCUACCCAUAUUUCUUUUGCCAUGUUUAUCAUCGGCUUUAUAUUGGGCACUUUUUAGCUUCACAAAACUCUGCGAUAACAGGGAUCAGAAAACGUUAGAGAGUCUUCGUGCUGAAAGGCAAGCGAAAAUUGAAGAACUUAAAGAGCGAACCAAUUACUAUACCACUCAGCAACUCAUUCAGAAAUACGACUCCGAUCCAGCAGCCAAGGCGGCUGCUGCAUCUGUACUUGCAUCCAAAUUGUGUGCAGAUUCAGGCCUAAAAGUGUUCCUAGAAGAGGGGUUCCAGUUUUAUACUGAAGAUUCCGGAAAGAGUAAUGAUUUUGAGCCUGUGAAACCUAGUGGUUUGCGGAAAAGAUUUACAUCCGAAUCUGCAUCCAAGGGAGGCAAUUUCAUGCCACAGUUUGAUAAGGAAAUGGUUCAGUAUGGUGUGGAAAAUGAGGUGGUAUCCGAGGUUCCUCCCAAAAAACAGCUUGUUGUCGAGCAUCACGACACUAUAACUCCCGUGUCUCAAGAUGGGGGUUGGUUUGCUCGAGUUGCUGCAUUGCUUGUGGGAGCGGACCCCUCACAAUCGUAUGCGCUUAUAUGUGGUCAUUGCCAUAUGCAUAAUGGUCUUGUAAGUAAAGAGGAUUUUCCAUACAUUACAUACUUUUGCCCGCAUUGCGACGCUUUAAAUAAACCAAGGACCUCGGGAGAAAAUUCUCCGGGUACAAGCACCAUUGGUAUAAGAUCUCCAACAAACGAAGGUGCUAGUGCUAACUUGAUUAAACGAAGUAGCGAGCCCAUGAAAUCAUCUACUCUUUUUGGUGAUGGAAUCAAGAAAGAAGACAAUGGCCGAGAACGCAGCUAGUUGAUGAGGAGCUCAACAAUAAACUCGUUAUCUUGUUCUCUUCUCUCGAGUUUUGUUUUCUUCCAUGGGCGCGGAGUUUAUGUAACGGGUGUUGUUGGUUCAUUCAUUGUGAAUGUAUUAGUAUAUAUGGUAGGUAUUGUGUUAUAUGUACAGGUGACAUGUAGUUCGGUUUUCUGCUAAACCCUUAUCGUUUCGUUGGUUCAAGGUUUUGGUCUUAUCUUAGUAGAUGGUUCAAGAU
Messenger RNA from Cynara cardunculus var. scolymus (artichoke), 1598 nucleotides. RefSeq lists its product as uncharacterized. NCBI's taxonomy places the organism in Eukaryota, Viridiplantae, Streptophyta, Magnoliopsida, Asterales, Asteraceae. The transcript is spliced from 6 exons. Gene Ontology annotation, cellular component: endoplasmic reticulum tubular network. The coding region runs from base 227 to 1360 and encodes 377 amino acids. Gene Ontology annotation, biological process: endoplasmic reticulum tubular network organization. The record is from RefSeq and is a predicted model, not a curated record.